AUGUUCCACAGAAUCAACAUUCGCCAAGAGGACAUGCAUGCUCAGCGCCUUCUCUGGUACGAUGCUAGCCAGAAUAAAAUAAACACUUACGUAAUGCGAGCCAUGACCUUCGGAAUUAGCUGCGCACCAUUUAUAGCUCACUACGUGCGCAACAAAAACGCCGAACUCCACCAACAUCAAUUCCCAUUAGCCGUGGACGCGAUUCAGCGUGCGCACUACGUCGACGACUUUAUCGACAGUAUGAGCGACGAGGAAAAAGCCAUCGAAAUAACCAACCAAGUCAAAGAGGUUCACGCCAGAGGCGGAUUUGAAAUUUGCAACUGGGCAUCAAAUUCCAGAGAAGUCCUCUCUCAUCUUAAGAACGACGGAGACACCGAAAAUCAGAAGCCAGUGCAGUUUAGGCUACUACGUUAG
Messenger RNA from Drosophila kikkawai, 414 nucleotides. RefSeq lists its product as uncharacterized. The record is from RefSeq and is a predicted model, not a curated record. Lineage: Eukaryota; Metazoa; Arthropoda; Insecta; Diptera; Drosophilidae.